Chaetomium fimeti is the source of this 1988-nucleotide messenger RNA. RefSeq lists its product as uncharacterized. NCBI's taxonomy places the organism in Eukaryota, Fungi, Ascomycota, Sordariomycetes, Sordariales, Chaetomiaceae. The record is from RefSeq and is a predicted model, not a curated record. Gene Ontology annotation, molecular function: protein binding. The transcript has 2 exons. The coding region runs from base 221 to 1906 and encodes 561 amino acids.
ACGCAGCCGCCAUCCAUUCUUUGUCCUCCUUCCCCUUUUUCAUACCCAUCCCCGCAAUAACUUGACACCCGAGUCAUUUUCCUUGGGCUGGAUGCUUUGUGGACGCAAGCGAUUAUCGUUCUCAAGAGUGGGGAUUUGGCGGGCAGUUUCGAACCGAUCAGCAGCAACACCAGGACGAUAAAGGGACAGACAGUGCGCUUCGACGCACCGCACAACGAGGAUGAUGGUAGCGCGAGAAUUGUGGGACGUGGUGAAGGAGGAGGUUAGGGACAUGCUCGUUUCGGGUCAGGAGAAAAGGAGUGAGGCUGCAUCUCCAGACAGCCCACCGAGGAUAACUCGAAGGGCUGAUGGCACCACAACGCUUCCCUCGGCGGUGUUGCCAAGUGCCAUCCCCAGUGCACCACCCGGCGAAGUCGAGUCGACCGCUCUUGCGAUUGACACGGCAGCGACGACGACCGCGGCCACUACCAGCCGAGUUGUAGCACAGACGUCAGCGAGCACAUCGAGCCCGUCAACGACAGCGGAGCCAAGCGAAAGCGACUCCGGCGACAUCAGCGGAGCGGCCACAGCUGGUAUCGUCAUCGGCGCGCUGGCGGGUGUUCUUGCCAUCUUUAUCCUCCUGUGGCUGAUCUUCAACUCGCGGAGGAAGAAGCUCGCGAGGCGGAGGCAGCAGAUCGAAGACGACGAGAAGAUCAACGGGCCUUUCGCCGAUAGCGCCGAAAUCCGGCCGCCACCCCCGAACAAGGCCCCACGCCUUAGCCUACGCCCGGUUACGCAGUUCCUUCCGAACUUCGGCGCCCAACAAGCCGAGAGGCGCCAGAGCCGAGGCAUCGCCCUGACCCUCAACCCGGUCUCCAACUCGGCAUUGAGCCGCCCGACAGGCGGCAGCGCUUGGGAACGCCCAACCACGCGCUCGGCCAUGGCCAGCCCGCACGGCGACCACAGCCGGCCCGACACAGGCGCGAGCCUGCAUCCGAACCCCUUCCAUGACAACCACCGGCUCCCCGACGAGCCCGUCAGCCCCAUCAGCUCGAUGGGCUCCUUCGACCACCGCGUCGGCGUCGCAACAACGCCCGACUCGAUCGCGGAACCUGUCUCGCCCAUCAUCGGCGACGACGAUGACAACAGCCACCGCCAGCAGCUCGGCGUCUCCUCGAACCUCACGCGCAAGACCUCGAUCCGCAAGGAUCUGCCCAAGCCCCUGGACCUGACCAAACCGCCUUCGCCGCUCUACGCCGUGCCUCCGAGCCCGUCAGGGACAGAGUUCUCGGUGCACUCGGUGGCGCCGGGCCAGUCCCCCGGUCCCUCGGCGAGCGCAGCAGAGAUCGCGGCGGCCGGCGGGCCCUCGCAGUCGACCGUGCACCGCGUGCAGCUUGACUUCAAGCCGACGCUGCAAGACGAGAUGGGGCUGUACGCGGGGCAACUAGUCCGCCUGCUCCACGAGUAUGACGACGGCUGGGCCCUCUGCAUCCGCCUCGACCGCUCCCAGCAGGGCGUCGUCCCGCGCACCUGCCUCUCCACCCGCCCCGUCAAGCCCCGCCCCCAACAACCCAACCUCCCGCACCCGGGCGGCAACCAGCGCGGCGGGCCCCCCGUCAACCCCUCCUACCACUACGGCCACGGCAACGGCAACAACCACAACGGCCCAAGGCCAAGGUCGCCAGCCGCCGGCGGGUUCCCCCCCGUGCCCCUCGCCAAGGACGAUCGCUAUGGCCAUGGCCGUGGCCAUCAUGGUUAUGGGCGGCCCAGGAGUCCUGCUAACGGUAGUGGUGGUGGUGCUGGUGCGCGGCGGGCGCCGAGUCCGCGCUUGCAGCAGCAGCAGCAGCAGCAUCAACAGGGGUGGAGGUCGGAUGGGUAUGAUGAUGGCGAGGGUGAUGUGAGCCCCGCGCCGGGGCAGGCUUACUGAGUGUGUGUCUGUCUGUUUGUUGGUGUCCCGGUGGUGGGACAUGAGGUGGUGGUUUGUUUUGAUGACUAGGGGGGGUGGUGAG